UCUGAAAGACUUUAUUUUAGCCGUUAAUUAUAAUAAUAAUACAAUUGUUAGCAAAAGUGAAAAUAGACCUGGUAAUUAACUUUAGCAUUAAUAAAUAAAUAAUAAUGGCUAAAUUAUUUUUUUAAAUAUCAGCAGCCAGCAUGCCUGCGUCACACAUACCUUAUAGCAGCCGGGCAUUAUUUUAUUAAUUAAAUUCUCCAAAAAAGUCACAAGUUAUUUAAUUUAAAUGAAUAUUAAAUUUCCUGUUACCCAAUAGAAAUUGUGUUGCUAUGUUUCUUGCAACAUUAAAUUAAGCAAUCAAGACCAAUGUUUUUUCAAGAAUCAAGAACCAACAUUCAAUCGUCUGGUCAAUAAAAGCACCUUACCCCCUAAUCACUAGAUUCAAUCUUUUUUCUCGUCUGAGUACAGUACUUAGUACAGUAUUUAAUAUAAAUAAGUAAUUACUUAUAUAUAUAUAACCAUUUACUUACAUAUGCCAUCACAAUUCACAAGCAAAGCAAACAUAAAAUUUGCAGCAAAGAAGAAAUUAAAGAUGAAGAAACAGCGCGUCGCCUUAGCUCCUCUCGAUUCUCCUACCAUUGACGGGAUGGAAACGCAGUCGUCAAGCACCUCCUCCGCCAGCACAACCUCCACCCCCACCACCGCCGCCGCAACGCCGGCGGCGGACCCGGCGGUGACCAUGCUGGGAUCCGUGAAGACGAGCGUGCACGUGACAGCACUCGACGGAAUAGUGAACGUGAACUCCCUCUUCACCAUGGCAACCUUCAUCGGGUUCUCCCUCACCGUACCGCAAGCCGCCACCGCCGCCGCCACCCAGCAGUGCCACACCAGCCCGGAAACGGUGCGGCGGCUGAUCAUCUUCGAGGUGAUGUCGUUCAGCUUCUUCCUCUUCUCCUCCCUCGUCGCCCAGAGCCUGAAGCUCGCCAUCAACCUGCUGAACAAUAUGGAUCCGGGCGACCCGCAUAAAGCCGACGUCAACCCGAAUAUGAUCAAAUUUGGGCUGUUCGGAUCCGCCAUAGGAUCCGUGAUGGGUUGCGUGUUCUUGAUGCUUUCGAUAGUGGAUUUCAUACAGGUCAAACUCGGGUCGUACACUUGUGGCGGGAAACCGGUUUAUGCGCUGGUGGUUUUGGUUUGCUUUGUGGGGACCGGUCUUGUGGUUUAUGUGACAACCGCCAUUUAUGCUUCUUUCUUUGUUGAAGUUACUGGUAAAGAUGCUAAAAAAAAGCUGGCUCAAAAUUAGCUUAACUUCUUGUUUUAGCUUUUUUUUAUUUGUAACAGCUUUUUAUUAUUGUUUCUGUUUAUUUUUUAUAUAUGGUAUUUUAAUUAGCAAAGAAAUAUUCAUGUAAUUUUGUAGAACUAUAUUAUAUGUUUGGUUUAUUUUCGUCUUUUUUUAAAUUUGGCAUGUGAGGUGAAAGACACUUCAUAUUAUUUCAUGUAAUGAAAUUUUAUCAUGAUUCAUAAUGUACCUAGCUAGAGAAGAUCUUGAUUUUAGUAAG
Molecule: messenger RNA, 1496 nt
Organism: Erythranthe guttata (spotted monkey flower)
Lineage: Eukaryota; Viridiplantae; Streptophyta; Magnoliopsida; Lamiales; Phrymaceae
Source: RefSeq, a predicted model, not a curated record